GUUCUACUAUAGCUUCUGUGAUUUUUCAAGAUCGUUGUAUUGAGCCAUAUAGAGCCUCUCUAGCUCUUCAAUCGAGCGGAGCUGACCUCCUGGCAGUUGCUACCGACCCGGCAUUUCACAAACUCGAUAGGAGAGCGAUUCAUAUCAUUCUUUUCAGAACCUUUGGACCUGUCUCACAGUACUUAGUUUGUCCCCUCCAACGCUAGCUUUACAAGUCCAAGAUGGAUGCGCGAAACCUCGGCGCCAUGAUUUCCACGCCGCAAAGCCGUGUCAUCAUUCUCCGACAAACAAUCACCUCGUUUCUCACAAACCACCCCUUCUUUUCGGCCCUGAUAGCUUUUGUCUCCCUUUGCAUCAUCACACGAAUCACCUCGGGCAUCAGAUCAAAGGCGGCAUACGCCAAACAAUCACAGACACAAAAUGCCAGCCCACCUCCACUUCUACCGUACUGGAUUCCGUGGCUCGGUCACGGCCUCAACUUCGCUCUAGGCGGCACCGACUUUUUGACGCAAGCUUCAAAGUCCCUCGGUGCCAAUGGCUCAAUCUUCACAUUGUGGAUGGCCAACAGCAAACACCACGUCGUCACGGUGCCCGGCAUAGAGAAACAACUGAUAUCCAGAGACGCGCCGCUGACGAUGGAACCCUUCAUCUACCACAUCAUGGAGACUUUCUGGGCCGACGGGGGUUCGGUACGGGCGACUGACCCUACAGCGGUCUGGGGAUCCAUCCACGGUGCUCUGAACGCCUUGAUGCGAGAGGACUUUGUGGCGAGCGCGCUGGCCGACACCGUCAAAGCUUUAGAGGCCGACACGUACAACUUGAUAUCCGGAGUCGAAUCACCCGUGGACCAAACCAUAUGGGAACGCGAGGCUGACGUACAAAUUGUCUCGCGGGACUUUACGAGUGGCGACGGCGGCUCGUUCGUGGCCGACGCCGAACUAUGGCAACUACUAAGGUACUUUGUAGGCGAGAUCGCCACGACGGUCCUCAUGGGUCGUGACUUUCUCCGGAACCACCCCAACUUCAUGCACGACCUGUGGGAGAUGGACGAGAAGCUCAAUCUGUUCCUGGCCGGCCUGCCCGGCUGGUUCCCCAACAUGACCCGCGCCGCGGCCGCGCGCGAGCGUGUCCUCGCGGCCAUCGGGGACCAUCACGAAGCCAUGUUCAAGUACCUCGACGGGAAAGACCCCGGCCCACGCUGGACCGACAUGUCGGACGUGAGUCCCGUCAUCGUCAAGCGCGCGACCGAGUUCCGCAAGGCCGGAAGUUCUCGACGUGCCUGGACAACGGGCAACGCGACGAUCGUCUGGGUCAUGAACAUCAACUCCAACGCCGUCAUCUUCUGGAUGGUGUGGUACAUUUUCAGCGACCCGUGUUUGGUGGAGGAGAUCCGUCGUGAGGUCGCUCCGUAUGUCCGAUUCGUUCCUCCCCAUGACAAUGGGCUCCCCAUAAAAGAGGCCCCCCGCCUGACCAUCGACUUGGCUGCGUUGUGGCCGAAGUGUCCCUUGCUCAAGGGGGCCUUUUUCGAGACGAUGCGACUCGAGGCGGCCAGUAUGAGUUACAAGAAGAUCCUGGAGGAUUUUGUCGUGACCGAAUCCGACGAGGAUGCCAGGAUGUUGGGGAAGAGCGAGCCGCAGAGUUUCCUCCUGCGAAAGGGCGAGUUCGUGUGUAUCCCACAUGGCGUGCACCAGAGUGACGAAAAGUACUACCGAGACCCGACGAGGUUUGAUCCCAGACGAUUCUGGACCAAGGACGCCGUUGGUGAGGAGAAAUCGGAAACCCCCCAAGGGUCAUCGGACGCAAAGGUCGAUUACGGCACGAUGAGAGUCUGGGGAGGUGGGAAGCACAUGUGCAAGGGCAAGACGUUUGCCGAAAGGGAGGUCUUGUUGUUCGUGGCCGCCAUCGUCAUGCAAUGGGACGUUGUACCGGUCGGAAACGGCGGAAGGUGGGUUCAUCCUGGGAGAAAACCCGGAGGUGGUGCGGUGAAUCCUGUGAAACCUGUCAGGGUCAGGAUGAUGCGUAGAGAAGGUUGGUGAGGAAGAUUCGUAGAAGGGGGGGAUACGUACGAGUCAGGUAAUGACGGGGGUAUUUGAAUGGGUAUUUCUGGAGUCGUGCCCAGUGAAGAUGCACGACUACGAAUAACAAGGCUGAGUCUGCACUCGUUCGAGCGACUCAUGGACCGAUUAGAUGUGUAAGAUCUCAAACGCAUACUGUGUUAUACAACGUAA
Molecule: messenger RNA, 2228 nt
Organism: Exophiala oligosperma
Lineage: Eukaryota; Fungi; Ascomycota; Eurotiomycetes; Chaetothyriales; Herpotrichiellaceae
Exons: 1
Coding region: 222-2036 (604 amino acids)
Molecular function (GO): monooxygenase activity; heme binding; iron ion binding
Source: RefSeq, a predicted model, not a curated record